CGCGUCUGGGUCAACUGUCUGUGGUUGUGACGUUUUGCAUUGUAAAGUGUUCGAUAAUUGUACGAAAAGAUGAGCAUUCUUGCGUACAAUGGUGGUGCUGUGAUAGCCAUGAAGGGUAAGAACUGCGUGGCCAUAGCAGCCGAUCGCAGAUUUGGUAUACAGGCACAGACGAUAACGUGUAACUUUCAAAAGAUCUACGAGAUGGGAUCUCACUUGUACGUUAGCUUACCCGGUCUUGCUACCGACACUCAGACAGUCAUGGAGAGGUUGCGUUUCCGCCUGAAUCUAUAUGAACUAAAGGAGAAUCGAAAAAUUCAUCCAAAAACGUUCACUGCUAUGAUAUCAAAUCUCCUAUAUGAGAGGAGAUUCGGGCCGUAUUUCGUGGAACCUAUAGUCGCCGGAUUGGAUCCGGUCACAUUUGAGCCAUUCAUCUGUAACAUGGAUCUGAUAGGCUCCAGAAAUAUGGCUGAGGACUUUGUGGUGGGUGGAACAUGUACGGAACAACUUUAUGGCAUGUGUGAGUCGCUUUAUGAGCCUAAUUUAGGACCUGAAGAGCUAUUUGAGACUGUCAGUCAAGCUUUAGUCAAUGCAUUCGACCGGGAUGCGAUAUCUGGAUGGGGUGCUGUUGUUUAUAUCAUAGAAAAGGAUAAGGUCACGAAAAGGACUGUAAAAACGCGAAUGGAUUAAAUGCAUUUGUCCUUUAUAUAUCAAUAUAUAUGACAAAGUUUCAUAAUUAAGUCUAAGAAAUAUAAA
This is a messenger RNA of Cyphomyrmex costatus, 753 nucleotides long. It is a transcript of the gene Prosbeta3, whose product is annotated as proteasome subunit beta type-3. The coding region runs from base 70 to 687 and encodes 205 amino acids. Gene Ontology annotation, biological process: proteasome-mediated ubiquitin-dependent protein catabolic process. The record is from RefSeq and is a predicted model, not a curated record. NCBI's taxonomy places the organism in Eukaryota, Metazoa, Arthropoda, Insecta, Hymenoptera, Formicidae. The transcript has 3 exons. Gene Ontology annotation, cellular component: proteasome core complex; cytoplasm; proteasome core complex, beta-subunit complex.